Aspergillus tanneri is the source of this 2034-nucleotide messenger RNA. RefSeq lists its product as uncharacterized. The record is from RefSeq and is a predicted model, not a curated record. NCBI's taxonomy places the organism in Eukaryota, Fungi, Ascomycota, Eurotiomycetes, Eurotiales, Aspergillaceae. The transcript has 7 exons. The coding region runs from base 1 to 2034 and encodes 677 amino acids.
AUGAAGUGCACUACUUUAGCAGGCGCCUGUCUCUUUGGGGCGCUGGCGCCUAUAGUGGGUGCUAGGUCUCAGCCUACCAUAUUUCGCGCUAUAGCGCGUUCUACGUCAUGUCCGGAGGCUCCAUCAACUCUUGCCUUGAGCGACCCUCCCUAUGAGAACUACAUGUACUCGGACUGCAAUGUCGCGGCGCAAGUUGUUGUCACCAGCCCAUUACCUAACAGCAACUUAACACAGAUAGGACCCCGGUUGAUUGUCGCCUGGCCGGCUGGCAACAGCGGUGUGUGCGCUUACUUUGCGCCUCAAAACGGCAUCAAUGGCUCGCUCGCGAUUGAGGUGAUUAACUCUACCGUAGGCGAUCCUUUGGCGCCUGUGUACAUCGCGCCCUCAAAUGGAUCCCAAUAUCCUAGCGUCGGUGUCACGGGCGUUCUGCGUAUUAAUGCCUCUGCGACGUUGACUGUGCCGAUUCUCGGCAGUAUCCGGACCAUCAGAGACUUUGUUGAGGGACCGAGUCUCCUUCAACCUGACAUUCAGGAUGCAAUUCAAGUCAUAGGAAAGGAUCGCAGUGUUUCACUACAGCGGCUGUGGUUGGAUAAUAUUACCGUCUCGACGCUUCAGUUCAGUCCCGCUGCCAAUAGCAAAAGCCGUGUUGCUGUGGUAAACAGAACUACGCACUUUGAGGCGGGCGAGUACAUUUUCAGAGCUUAUAUUAACUAUCCACAGCUCACUCAAUUGAAACCAGAUGAGGUACUGGACGCUGAAAAUGCGGCACUCCACACUCAACAGUCCCAAAAAACCUCUGCGCUGUCAUUCCUUUCAUACUCAGAGAAAUUGCUUGCGGGCGCAUGGCGCUUUCUCACGUAUUUUGGGAGAGAUUCGAUGAUUUCCGCCUUGCUUUUAGAGCCAGUUUUAAGCAAAGGUAAUAAUAGCGCGAUGGAGGCUGUUAUUGGGGCUGUAUUAGAGCGUAUUAAUCGCACGGACGGGAGUGCGUGUCAUGAAGAGACAGUAGGUGACUAUGCCACAUGGACGAACUUGCAGAAGAAUAUUACUAGCACCACCAUGCUGUGUGAUUAUAAGAUGGUUGAUACCGAUUACUUCCUCCCUAUUCUUAUAAAGCGAUACUUGGUAGACAACGAAGUGGGGCAGAGAAGGCAUAAGGCUUUCUUAAGAGGCAGUACUCCGGCCGGUUCUAUUAACUCGGUAAACCGGAACCUCACCUGGGGCCAACUAUCCACCCUCAACGCCGAGCGGAUCAUACGUCUGGCUGGCCCGUUCGCACAGAAGCAGACCAAGGAGAAUCUCAUCCAUUUGAAUGACGGCGAGGUUAUCACAAUUUCCCGUUCCACCGCCCAAGCCCUUGUCCAAAACUACACGGAGGAGAUCUCAUUCCCUGGUCCCUCACACGUGUCCCAGAUAUCAAGUGACGUGACAUUUUAUGGCGUCGCUCUUGAUGGCAAUAACAACCAAUCCCAAGUGCGCGUCCUUAACACAGACGACUGCUUCCGGCACUUCCUCCUUAAUACAACAACCAAUCAACCACAGUUAACAUCCUUUAUUAACCAAACUGCCACACAUAUACGCACCACGUUCCCUGCCGGGUUAAUGACGGAUGCAGGGCUGGUGGUUGCCAACCCAGCCUAUGGCGGGGACCCAGUAUAUGCCAAGAACUUUACGACUGGUGCAUACCACGGCACGGUGGUAUGGUCCUGGCAGCUUGCUAUGAUGGCUAAGGGAUUGGAAUAUCAAUUGGAUCGCUGUGCCAGAAACCCCAAUUCCUCCAGGCCGGAAUUCUGCACAGAUGACUUGGUCUACAGCAAUGUGAAAACUGCUUAUAAUGCGCUAUGGGAUAGUAUCGAGCAGAAUUCGCAGCAAUUAUCCUCUGAGGUCUGGUCAUGGGUUUAUAAAGACGGGAAGUUUGCAGUAACACCUUUGGGCGUGUUACCACCACCAGAUGGGGCAGCACAAACUGAGUCGGAUAUUCGGCAGCUGUGGUCGUUGGCAUUUUUGGCGGUUACGAGGAAUGUUGCCUUACAGUAG